Microbotryum saponariae is the source of this 757-nucleotide messenger RNA. The record is from the annotation of a GenBank genome assembly. NCBI's taxonomy places the organism in Eukaryota, Fungi, Basidiomycota, Microbotryomycetes, Microbotryales, Microbotryaceae.
AUGUCCGCCCCAACAGCCGAGGAACUGCGCGCGAUCCAAGCCCCACUCAAGCAGGCCUAUUCGUCCGAUGCGACCGCCGCCCAAGUCACUCUCAAAUCUACCUCAACUUUGGGGACCGGCGUUUCAUGCUCCCUUUCGGUUGGCAAGGCGAUGAAGGAGGCUGGCUUGUCCCCUAUGGCGGGCGGGACGGGCGAUCAAUUGUGCAGUGGGGAUCUGUUGCUCGAAAGCUUGGCCGCUUGUGCAGGAGGUCAGUCGGGAGCUGUCGUAUGUAUCUACUCAAACUUAUGCAUGCUGAUAAAUUGAUCUGUCGUUUCGCUAUGCGUUGCAGUCACUCUGAAAGCCGUAGCGACGGCACUAUCAAUUUCCGUCGAGAGUGGAACCGUGGCCGUCGAAGGCGAUCUCGACUUCCGGUCUGUUUCUGAUUCGAUUUUCAAGCUGGAAUCAUGCUCAUAUUAAAACCAUCCUCCCUGGAACUUGGAUCCAGUGGGACACUCGGCGUCGACAAGACCGCUCCCGUCGGCUUCACGGCCAUCAGGGUCAAAUUCGACUUCGAUUGCGGAGAUACCCCGAAGGAAAAGGUCAGUUGCAUUAUGCAGAAGAGCAUGAAAUGCCUUCUCAGAUGUCUUGCUGAUAAGUGUCCGGUGUUUCAUUCCUGAAAUAGGUCGAAAAAUUGAUCUCGUUGACCGAGCGGUAUUGCGUCGUCUUGCAAACGCUGAGCAAGGGUGUGCCGACGAGCAGUCAGCUCGUGAUAAAGUAG